UAUGUUUUUGGUAUCAUUUUCAGUACUAUUCUUACUGUUUUCUACGAAAACAAAAUGUUGAAAAUUUUUCAUACUGGCAUUUGUAAUGCUUAUAUUGUUCAAUUUCGUUGAUGAAAAUGCAUGGUUGGUUGCUGUUUAUUAUGCUGCAAAUAUUUACCGUCGUAGUCACUGGAGAUAGCAGAGAUGCAUUUUUAGAAAUUAUUCUAUAUGAAAUCAAUCAGGACAGUGGAAGAUACACAACACACAAGACCGAUAUUACAGGGGAAUUUUCUAAUGCAGGUCCCUCAAAUCCAGCAGAGGGAGAUAUUAUUCAGAUCCAUCCUUUCAGUUUAUGCAGUGAUUCUGACAGUGAUGAAACAUUUGCUUACGGUUGGGUUGGUGUUGUCAAACUAACCUACGGAACAAAAGAUCCUUGUCGUUCUUUAAUAGAUAAGGCAAAGACUGCAGUGGAUAAAGGGGCGACUGCUGUGAUAUUUGAUGUGUCUGACCACCCAGAUGCUUUCAGACAGCUAAACAAGGAUUCCACGACAAUGCUGAACAGUCCUGUGAUUUUAGUGGAGGGAAAUGAAGCUUUGGAACUAAUGAAAUUAAUUGAAAACCGACAGAUUGCAAGGGCAAGAAUAAAGAAAAGCUUACCAAUUCAGGAUGCACCAGGAAAUCAUUUCUUUGACAUGGGGAUAUUUAUGGCAUGUUUGAUAUUAGUAUGCAUCCUCUGUUUGAUAGUCGUUGCAAAGGUCAGAUGCUGGAGACGUCAAAGACAGAUUACAUUACAAGACCUGGCACUGGAAGCUCUGCAGCAUAUGAAGACUAAGAAAUAUAGAAAACAUAAAAUGGUCCCAGAUAAUUUUGAGAAUGAAGUAAACAGGAAAAGUAGUGGGAACAAUGAUACAUUCAGUGAAUGCUCAUCGGGAUCAAUGUGUGCAAUAUGUCUUGAGGAGUUUACAGAUGGACAGGAAUUAAGAGUUGUACCGUGUCUUCAUGAGUUCCACAAGAGAUGUGUUGAUCCUUGGUUAAAACAGAAAUGGACUUGUCCGUUGUGUAACAGAAAUUUUCUUAGAGAUGUAACUGAACAAUACAGACAGCAUCAGCUGCAGCUACAAGCAAACAGUGCAACUGGUAAUACUAACCACACUGGAAAUGCCAAUCAAGAAUCUGCUGCAGGAAUUGAAUCGAGAAAUCCUACACGACACACUAUAUCACAUCAUUCCACGUUAAACUCUCAGAAUAUAGGGGAUCUUGAGCAAAACACAAUUAGUGUUCCCCAUGAACUGUCGAUGCCUAGACCUCAGCAACAUGAUGACUUUCGUUCAACAAAUCAUGAAAGGACUUGUGUUAACAAUCAUCCUAAUUCAUGCUAUCAUGAGAGAGAAUCGGGAAACCAUAUUUAUGGUAGCUCCGCUCGCAACAAUGCUUGCAACUAUUGCUUAUAUAGGGAAAAUCAAAUAUCUGAUUUUUCUCCAACUGACAGCACUUCAGAAUGUGGUCCAAAAUCUUGUUACUUGCAUAAAAAUUUAUCUCAAAAAAAUACCUCCGAAGAUACUGAAUCUGAUGAUACUCAUUUAAAAUAUCAUAAAACUCGAAACAAAAAAUUGGUAAACCCAAAACUGCAGACGCCACAUCGAUCAGAAUUUUUUCACUCGCAACAACAUGGCGAUGAAUUAUUACUAACCGGAAACCAUACUAAUAAUAACUCAUCUGCCAUUGCUACAAAUAGCAGACUACCUGUGCAAUAUCGCUUCGGACAAUUUAAGGAUACAAGACAUUUUGCAUGGCAAACUCCUGCUGCAAUAAUUAGGAGUGGAUAUGCCCCAGAUUCAUCUGAUGCUAGUGACUCUAAUUCUAGUCCAAAUAAAACUGACAGAUUGUCAAUAAUUCCAUCACCUGCUCAAUUUUCAUGUCUGGAAUUAAAUUUAACGGCUGUUUGUGAAUAUUGUAGGCAGCAAAUGAACAUGUUACACAGUACAAGCACUCAGUGUGUUUAUGGUUCGCUCUCGCACAAUAAAAAUUGCUCUUUCAACUCAUUGUCUUCAUCUCGUGCCUUCAAUAAAAUGUCACCAAAGCGAACUAAUCCAAUUUCAGAUUCAGGCACUGUGGACAUAUUUGCGGAAAGGAUAAAACUCCUAUCUCGAGAGUCUACACCGUGUAUCGGAUAUAGUUCGUCGGACGGUAUGAAUGACUUAGGUCGAAUGAGCAGCUCAUCACUUGAAGGUGUCCUCGAAGCUCUCGAUACGAGCUGUGCUGGAUUAAGCAAUUAAAAAGAAUGACAGAUAUUACACACUCAAGUGCCAAAUUAGAGAAGGAUUUAACCUUUACUAGAAGAUUCUGUUUUACAUUCUGGUGCUCGGCUGUUAAACAAAAUGAGGAUUUUUGGUCAUUACUUAUGACUGGAAAAUAUUUGAUAAUUGAAUUCAGUGUUGCUAUUAUCUCCAUGCAGUGAUUUUAACUGCUACAGAUUGUGACCAAAUUACCAAGUACAAUUUGGUUCAGUUCUUGAAAUACUCAGCUGCGACUCUGAAUUUUAAUCAUUUAUGUAUACAGAAAAGCAAGACUUAACUGAUGUAAUGAACCAUUGAUCAUUUAUUAGUUGUUUUGAAAUAAUGAUUUAACUUACUGGGUGGCAACAUUUUCAAGCUAAUUAUCAUGCCAUUCCAAGUGAUUUAAACAUCAACCAUUAGAAUUAGAUAGAGCGACUGACACUUCUUGACUAUAUGAAAUGGGAAUGUUGUCUUACUUUAUAUUGUAGUUGCAUUAUGUAUAUUUAUGCUGCAGUUAUUUUUAUUCUCUCCUCAUUUUGCACUAAGCACUACACUUUAAUCCUAGAUUUUUUUUUACAUAAUAUCAUUUUCUUUGUUCGGUAGCCUUAUUUAUGAUUUAUUGUACACGGUUGGAAGUUAUCAAUAAAGAGUUGGACUUUGUCCUCCCAUGGACGAUAUAGUUCUAAUAGCCUCUAUCUCUGCACAAAAACACUUUUAUAUAUAUUUACACUUAAUUAUUGUUUUAAAAAAUUUUCUGGUGUUUUCCAUAUAUGGCAGUGGUUCCCAACCUUUUUCAGUCGGUGAAAUUUCAAAACCAUCAAAAUGAUCACAAAACGUAAUCAAAAAAAUGCAAUUAUGACAAAAGUAGGCCGUGCCAAAGAAGACAACUUAAUGAGAAAUUCGCUGCUGUCUUUUUGAUAAUAUACGUGUUAAACGCGGUUCUAAUGAAGUUUCUGCAAGGCAAAGUAGAACUGUUUGAACUGGAAAUACUUUUCUGUUUGUUUGCUUCCAUUUUACUAUCAAACCUUGCUAAAUUAUAGUCCAACUGUCAAAUUACGAAACGAGCGAACUUCUUAAUCAGGUACCGUACUAUUGUAUGCUCUAGCAGACUCCUCCGUUAUGAGGUCUUAGACAACAAACAUCCGGCCAUUCAGGGCUUGGAAUGGGCAGAGGACCUCUCACCAAGUUUGGUUGUUAGGCGAAUACAUCAAUAAGAGUUUAAAAAAAUCACAAAAUUAAUGAACAUGCCGUCAAUACUUUGUAAUUUGCUUAUAAUAUAUUUUGCGGACCGGCAGUUGAGAACCACUGGUAUAUGGGACAUUUCUAUUUUCCCCAAAUGUUCAGUUCUGAACAGUAAUGGUACAUGUCAUCUUUUUUGAUUGAUAUUUUUUCAACUGUCUGUUUUUGUACAUAACCCUCACCUAAUAUUUAUUUCCACUGCACUGUACACAACACUAUGGACCAUGUCAUAAAAUACUGGAAUUUUUCAACCAUUGGAAAUUUUAAUAAAUGACUGGGUUAAAAUUCUA
Styela clava is the source of this 3784-nucleotide messenger RNA. RefSeq lists its product as uncharacterized. Lineage: Eukaryota; Metazoa; Chordata; Ascidiacea; Stolidobranchia; Styelidae. The record is from RefSeq and is a predicted model, not a curated record.